AUGGAGAGCUACAGAAACGUCUCAGAAUUCAUCCUUCUUGGACUCUCUUAUGGCCACAACGUACAAAUAUUUUGUUUUGUGGUCUUCUUACUCUGUUAUGUUGCUCUGCUGGGGGGAAACCUUCUAAUCAUUGUCUCCAUUUACUGCAGCCCUCUAUAUAAUCAACCAAUGUACUAUUUCCUCAUCUACUUAUCCUCCAUAGACAUCUGCUACACCUCUACUGUGACACCCAAAUUACUCGCUGACCUGCUUGUGGAAAGAAAGACCAUUUCCUUUGGCAACUGCAUGUUACAGGUCUUUACCAUACACUUCUUUGGAGGCACCGAGAUCUUCAUUCUUACUGCCAUGGCUUAUGAUCGUUACGUUGCCAUCUGUAAACCCCUCCAAUAUAUGCUCAUCAUGAACAGGACAAAGUGCAAUCUCCUCAUUUUAGCUGCUUGGGUGGGUGGGGCUAUCCAUGCCUUUCCUCUUUUCGGUGUGGUAAUUGGUUCCCCCUUCUGUGGUCCUAAUGAAAUUGAUCACUAUUUCUGUGAUCUGUAUCCUUUGCUUGAAGUCGCCUGCACUGAUACCUACCUGACUGGUGCUCUUGUAAUUGCCUUUUCGGAUACACAAGCCUUAUUUCCCUUGGUUGUCUUAUUUCAUUCUUAUGGGUCUAUAUUAUAUGCUCUAAGAAAUCAGUCAGCUGAGGGGAGACGUAAGGCCCUCUUGACUUGUGGGUCUCACAUCACUGUGGUCAUCUUAUUUUUUGGACCUGCGAUCUUUAUCUAUUUUAGACCUCCUACUACUUUCCCCGAAGACAAAAUAGUUGCUCUCUUUUACACCAUCGUUGUUCCUAUGUUAAAUCCCUUAAUCUAUACUCUGAGAAAUGCAGAGAUGAAAAACACUUUGAGAAAAGUGUGGUGUCGGAAGUUACUUUCAGAAGGAGCACAGACUUAG
This is a messenger RNA of Sorex araneus (European shrew), 936 nucleotides long. RefSeq names its product olfactory receptor 4P4-like. The record is from RefSeq and is a predicted model, not a curated record. Bases 1 to 936 code for a protein of 311 amino acids. Lineage: Eukaryota; Metazoa; Chordata; Mammalia; Eulipotyphla; Soricidae. Gene Ontology annotation, cellular component: membrane. Gene Ontology annotation, molecular function: olfactory receptor activity; G protein-coupled receptor activity. Gene Ontology annotation, biological process: G protein-coupled receptor signaling pathway. The transcript has a single exon.